AUGGACGAACUGCACGUAUAUAAUGGGCUGUUUGGAGCACACGUUGCGUUCAUUAUGCGACGCUUGCGAAGGAUAUGCGCGGCGGUGGGAAACCGCAAAGUCAAAUUCAUAUCCUGUUCCGCAACGGUGGCCAACCCAGAAGAGCACAUGAGGACGAUCUUCGGCAUCGAGGACAUCAAACUCAUCGACUUUGAUGGCUCGCCUUGUGGUCGCAAAGAGUUUGUGUGCUGGAAUACGCCAUACAAGGAUCCUGGUGACCCUACCAGUGGUCGAGGUGACACGUUCAUGGAGACUGCACGACUGUUCUGUCAGCUCGUCCUUCGCGGCGUGAGAGUCAUCACGUUCUGUCGCAUACGAAAGCAAUGUGAGAUCUUGGUCGGCGCUAUCAAGAACGAGUUGGAGUCUCUAGGUCGCACGGAGGUGAUGAAUCGCAUCAUGGCAUACCGAGGCGGCUAUACCGCUCAAGAUCGAAGACGCAUCGAGAAGGAGAUGUUUGAAGGCAAGCUUGUUGGCAUUAUUGGUACCAGUGCCUUGGAGUUGGGCGUCGAUAUUGGCAGUCUUGAUGCCGUCAUAUCUCACGGCUUUCCGUACACAAUCGCCAACCUUCGCCAACAAUCGGGACGAGCAGGUCGACGAAAUAAGGACAGUGCCUCCUUCUUGGUCGGCGAUUGUUUCCCGACCGAUCAGUACUUCAUGGCCAACCCCGAUGAAAUCUUCACUCGUCCCAACUGUGAGCUGCAGGUUGACCUGACUAAUCUACUCGUGCUGGAAGGCCAUGUGCAGUGUGCAGCGUUUGAGAUGCCAAUUGCUCCAGAUGAAGAUGAAAAGUACUUCUCCAAGCAGUUGUCCGAACUUUGCAACGAUCGUCUAAGGCGGGACGACCUCGGAUUCUAUCAUACAGCUGAGCGUUUCUUGCCACAUCCGUCGCGCAGUGUUGCUAUACGCGAUACCGAGGACAAUCAUUUUGCCAUUAUCGACACGACUCACGGCCGCAAUGUCGUCCUGGAAGAGCUGGAGGCCAGUCGUGCCUUUUUCACCAUCUACGAGGGCGGCAUCUUCUUGCAUCAGGGCAAGAAGUAUCUUGUCAAGCACAUGUCCACGGAGCAGAUGAUCGCCAAAGUCGAGCUGGUCAAAGUCGACUGGAUCACGCAACAACGUGACUUCACAGACAUCGAUCCGAUCGAGACCGAAGCCAUACGACGCAUACCCGGUAGUCUCAGCCGAGCUUUCUUCGGCAACAUCAAAAUUCUACAGAAUGUCUUUGGCUUCUUCAAGCUCGACAAAAAGAACCGCAUCCUCGACGCCGUACAAGUCGACAACCCUCCCAUCAUCAUCUUCAGCAAAGGCAUGUGGCUCGACGUCCCUCGCGAAGCAAUCGAAAUCCUCAACAGCAGACGUCUAAACCUAGCCGCAGGAAUCCACGCCGCCGAGCACGCCAUCCUCUCUCUCAUGCCCAACUUCGUCAUCAGCAUGCCCGGAGACGUCAAAACCGAAUGCAAAGUCGCCAAACUUCUCGCAAACGACCCGCUCGCCUCACCUUCUACGACGACAAAGGCGGUCCCCACGGCUCCGGAAUCGCCGCCAAAGCUUUUGAAUUUAUCCAUCUCCUUCUCACUCAAGCUUGCAAUCGCAUCGAAACUUGCCAUUGUCUCGACGGUUGUCUCGAAUGUUGCUGUAGUGAAGGUUGCAAAGAAGCGAAUCAAAUCAUGUCCAAAGCCGGCGGUGAAGUGAUUUUGAAAGUUUUACUUGCCAAGGAAGUUGAUGUGGAGAAUUUGCCUUGGGGCCCUGAAGAUGAAGCUGUUCCGAAGGGCUUGUUUGAGACGGUCGUGCUUGCGAGUGAGGUUUUGCCUAGAGCCGGUGUGAGGGUGGAGGUUUUGGAGGGGGAGGGGGAGGGGAAGGAUGUGAGGAGGUUUGUUGCGGGAGGGGGCGGGGGUGGGGAUGAGGAUGAUCCUGUUGUUAUUAAGGAUGAACCUGGGGAUGAGUGAGUGAGUGAUGUUAAAGAUGGGACAAACUUGUCGAAGGUUAGAAUGCAGUCCGGU
Messenger RNA from Sphaerulina musiva SO2202, 2039 nucleotides. Its product is annotated as P-loop containing nucleoside triphosphate hydrolase protein. Lineage: Eukaryota; Fungi; Ascomycota; Dothideomycetes; Mycosphaerellales; Mycosphaerellaceae. The record is from RefSeq and is a predicted model, not a curated record. The transcript is spliced from 2 exons. The coding region runs from base 1 to 1731 and encodes 576 amino acids.